This is a messenger RNA of Hibiscus syriacus, 562 nucleotides long. RefSeq lists its product as uncharacterized. The coding region runs from base 87 to 431 and encodes 114 amino acids. Lineage: Eukaryota; Viridiplantae; Streptophyta; Magnoliopsida; Malvales; Malvaceae. The transcript is spliced from 2 exons. The record is from RefSeq and is a predicted model, not a curated record.
CGCAAGUUUAGUUGAGCUAACAACAAAUUGCUGCUCCUACUACACCCACAACCGUCCAGCUCUUAAAUGAUUCCGGCGACACUUUAAUGUUGGUUUCGUCGACCUAUGAAGGCGUUCCUAGCGUGAUUAAGAGUGGUGCAUCGCCCUCUGAAUUCCCGCAGGAUACAGAGCUCAAUGUUAUCGCAUCUGUUGUGUACGCUAUCGGAAAUAUAGCCACGCUGGUCGUUGUUUGGACGGUUAAUAACGAAGUGGCUGCCUCGAUCCUUCCUGCUGGUACCAGUAUUAUUUGGAAAGAUAUCUGGAACAAACUUCAACGCGACUUCUCCAUUGAUUCGUACUGCACCAGCUACGGUUGGCAAUACAAUUCAACGUUAGAAAUCAAAUCAGAUGGUGAUGCUCAAACCUUAAGUGUCAUACUAUUCUACUCUUAACCGGUUCCAAAUUAAGCUAGCCUUGUUGUGCUUUAUUACUCUUCUAGGCAAUAUGUGGUGCGAUGGUGAGGCUGUCAAAACUAAAUAAAAUACAACUUGUUUACACCGUGCACUACUACUAUUUGAAUAAA